GACUGGGAGCGGGCGGGAGCGGCAGAGGGAGCGGGAGCGGGAGCGGGAGCGCGGCGCACGCCCCGGGCCGGCCCAGCGAGCGAGCGAGCGAGCCGGGAAGGAGGAGGGAAGCGGGGAGGCGAGGCUGCCGAGGCGGAGGGAUCUGCGCAUCAAAGCGAGCUAGGCGAGCAAAGUUUGGCUGGGGGUUGGACUUUCCUUCCUGGAGGCGGCACCCAAACAGCUACCCGGUGCGGAAACCCAAACUUUCUUCUGCCACUCUGAGUCUCGCGGCCGCCGCCUCCGCCCCGCGUUCGGGGCCUUCCCGACCCGGCGCCGCUGUCGUCCGCCCGCCCGCCUCCCCCCAACCUCCUCGCCGCCCUCCUUGCCGCCGCGGGAGCCGCUCGGGGCGCAGGGCCGCGCGCCGAGCCCCGCUGGCUGCAGCGCCGCGGCCCGGCCCGGAGCACGGGCAAGUUCGCCAGGAGUUGAGGCGAAGUUUGGGCGGCCGAGCUCUCCUCUGCGCCCCCGGCGCCCCGCCGCGCCCAGCCCCGCCGGGGGCGCCCCUCGCCGCCCGCGCGCCCUCCCCAGCCAUGUCGUCCAUCCUGCCCUUCACCCCCCCGAUCGUGAAGCGCCUGCUGGGCUGGAAGAAGGGCGAGCAGAACGGGCAGGAGGAGAAGUGGUGCGAGAAGGCGGUGAAGAGUUUGGUCAAGAAGCUCAAGAAGACGGGGCAGCUGGACGAACUGGAGAAGGCCAUCACCACGCAGAACGUCAACACCAAGUGCAUCACCAUCCCCAGGUCCCUGGAUGGCCGCCUGCAGGUGUCCCAUCGCAAGGGGCUCCCCCAUGUCAUCUACUGCCGCCUGUGGCGAUGGCCCGACCUACACAGCCACCAUGAGCUGCGGGCCAUGGAGCUGUGUGAGUUCGCCUUCAACAUGAAGAAGGACGAGGUCUGCGUGAAUCCCUACCACUACCAGAGGGUAGAGACCCCAGUUCUACCUCCUGUGCUGGUCCCACGCCACACAGAGAUCCCGGCCGAGUUCCCCCCGCUGGACGACUACAGCCAUUCCAUCCCUGAGAACACUAACUUCCCCGCGGGCAUCGAGCCCCAGAGCAAUAUUCCAGAAACCCCACCCCCUGGCUACCUGAGUGAAGAUGGAGAGACCAGUGACCACCAGAUGAACCACAGCAUGGAUGCAGGUUCUCCAAACCUAUCCCCGAAUCCGAUGUCCCCAGCACACAAUAAUUUGGACCUGCAGCCUGUCACCUACUGCGAGCCGGCCUUCUGGUGCUCCAUCUCCUACUAUGAGCUGAACCAGCGCGUUGGGGAGACAUUCCACGCCUCGCAGCCCUCCAUGACAGUGGAUGGCUUCACCGACCCCUCCAACUCGGAGCGCUUCUGCCUGGGGCUGCUCUCCAACGUCAACAGGAACGCAGCCGUGGAGCUCACGCGGAGGCACAUCGGGCGCGGCGUGCGGCUGUACUACAUCGGAGGGGAGGUCUUCGCAGAGUGCCUCAGCGACAGCGCCAUCUUUGUGCAGUCUCCCAACUGUAACCAGCGCUACGGCUGGCACCCGGCCACUGUCUGCAAGAUCCCCCCAGGGUGCAACCUGAAGAUCUUCAACAACCAGGAGUUUGCCGCCCUCCUGGCUCAGUCCGUCAACCAGGGCUUCGAGGCGGUCUACCAGUUGACGCGGAUGUGUACCAUCCGCAUGAGCUUCGUCAAAGGCUGGGGAGCAGAAUACAGGAGACAGACUGUGACCAGCACCCCCUGCUGGAUCGAGCUGCACCUAAAUGGGCCUUUGCAGUGGCUUGACAAGGUCCUCACCCAGAUGGGCUCCCCAAGCAUCCGCUGUUCCAGUGUGUCUUAGAGACGUUGGGUGUGAAGGGGGAGGGUGGGGGGAGGGCGGGCUUGGGGGGAAAAGGCCGCGUAAGAGGUGGAGAAAAUUGGAACUCAACUCACCAUUGUCAACGAAGAAGAAAUUUUUCUCCCUCCAAUCAAAGCGGCCCCAACCUGUUUUCCAAAACGCAAAAGCAAAUCCAGAGAUGGAUUUUCUGAACAGCUGUGUCUGCCGAACCCAUUUGCCCUUUGGCCCCCACCUGCCCCCUCCUCCCAGCCCCCUUCUCUUUUAAUGACAGCAGUCUGGGAUGUCACUGUCCAACAGGAAAUGGCCAUCGGUUCCGGACUGGAGUGUGAAACUCACCUUGGGUGUUCUAGGUAGGGUGGAGCCUGCAGGGGCGGGAGGGGCGGGAGCGGACCUGGAGCCUAGCCCUCUGGCACUUGUAACAAACGCUUCAGCGGGGCAUUCCUGAGCCCCAGCCUCCAGCAGGCCGUCACCCCAGGAGCCGGAUUGGCGAGGGGAGGGGGGCUCGCCUGUCCCUCUCCUCUCGGAGCGUACUGAGAAGGGUGAGCCAGUGUGUUCAGAACAUGCACACGGGGCCGGGGGGGGGGGGGGAGUUGGUGGGACACCUCGUCUCGUAAACUUGUCCUUUCUCACUCUGACGGUUGGGGGGCCCGCCGAGGCUCGGCGCGUGCGCAGUGUAUGGUUUCUCUUCUCAUGUCAAUCUCCGAGAUUGACGUGCAGUCACGUGAAGCAGGAGGCAGCCGCGGCGUCAGCGGCGCCUGAGCUGAGGCUGCCCUCCGCUGUGUGGGUCUCCAGUCCUCUGGAAGAGCGCGCUUGCUAUUCUCAUGCAUCCGGCUCUCUUGGUUUACAUAGUUGCAUUAAUUGAAUGAGCUUUAUCGGAUGCUCAUUUGAAUGUUUAUAUUAAAAAAAAAAAAAAUCCCGGGUUGGCACAUUGGGAAACCAGCGUGAGGGGCCCAGCAAGCUCUCUCUCAAGGUGAAGCUUUUCCAGGUUUUGUUGAGAAGACACCUGCCAGCACUUCUGGAAACUGAAAUUAACAGAAGCAAAUUCACCAGAAGGGAAAAAUCUCAGGCCAACAUAGACAAAUGAAAAGGGCUAUUAAAUUUUUUUUUUUUUACACCUUUGAAAAUUGGAGGCUUGGUGCGCAGAGGUCGGCCAUCUUUCCCCUGGGACGUACGAUUAUCUAGCUCGCGGCGGCGGAUCCUCAGUGACAACUCUAGCAGUUGUGUUGUAGAAGAAGUACUGCUCCCGGUGGCAAUUAGUGAGGAAACUGUUAUAAAUUAUUUUAACUGGAAAAAAAGCCCUCCUUUUCGACUGGCCUUUUGCCGAAUACAGCAGACAACAUUGCCGCUUGCAAUUGGUACUUUAUUCCUCGUUUUUGUAUGAAAUGACUUUAUCCCAUCUUUUUUUGCAUGGAUUUCUACCAGGAAAAGGGAUUUCCCAUGGAAGUCCUGUCUUAUUCCCGGUGAAGGGGAGAAAAUGUCUACUGGCAGGUAUGAAUCUCAAAUGUGACGGCAUUUCUGAUGCCUUAUGGAGACGCUGGGGGCCUCCCGGUGCCUCCCCGGCAGGAUCCUAAUGCCUCUGCAGCUCUAGCCUUAUGGUUUCGAGGUAGGAGAGCUGCUCUCCAGGCUCCCCGAGGACACAGGAAGAGAGGGGAGGAGCCCCGUGCCAGACCUAUGCUGGUCUUUUCGUGGGGCUGUGGACACAGAACCCAGAGACCCCACACAGCCGCUCUCCCCCCGAGAGGGUCAGCUUCUGCAGGUCCGGAGUUGGCCUGCUGUGAAACGCUCUGCGCCCUGCUGCUUCCAGCAAGCCGUCUGAACCUCCCGGAUGUGCACGCACGCUCCUGGUCAGGGCUGAGACUCGGGGGGGGCGUGUUCCACUGUGGCCUCCGCUGGUGCCGUCGUGCCCUCCCCCAGAAGCCAGGACAGCGGUUUCUGAGGGCCUGCGUUCUCCACCGGCUUCCUCUCCUCCGAGGCCUUCCUCGGGCACCCAGCUGUCCUCCCGUUUCUUGGGGACUAGCUUCAGGUACAGCCCAGUCUGGGCCAUCCGGUGGCUGUGCCCGGAUGGUGUCUCGGCCCCCUUGAUGCUCAGGGCUGAGGGCUCCUUUUAGGAGGCAUGAAGUUUCAGUUUUGUUUCUCCAAAAGCUUACUUGGCCCCUCUUCUUUAUAGACUAGACUCCUGGAGGAGGAUGUAAGAGGAAGAGAUUCAGUCAGACCCAGAGGUGAGGACGUGGUGCCCUUCCCAUCAGAGAGGCUGCAGCUGUGUUCUUGGGGGGAGGGGGGGGUGCUGUGUCCUAUUAGCAUCCUUCAAGUCACAAAGCUGGUUCUUGGUUUGAAAAUCCUGUUGUAGGAAUGGCAUUUACACAUUAAAAAGAACCUUUUAAAGGACAAUUGAAGGGGCAAGAGAAAAUAGGGCAGUCUAGGUGGGGUGGAGGGCAGUUUUAAGUGUCGUUGGCGGGGCUCCCUGCCCAGUCACCUUCACCCUGGGGCUGGGGCUGCCCCUGACCCCGAGGAGCUAGCCCUGGGCCUGAGAUCCUUGGCUGCGCCCUGCCCCCAGGAGCCAACUUCCCUUCCCUCCCCCCGCCCCAAUUUUAUUUAGUAACUUGGGUCCUUCCAGCACAAAGUGGGUGGCUGCCCCAGCGGCUUCGGGUUACGGCCUGUGCUGGACCAUCAUCUCAGUUGGCCACCUUCCUGGCGGGCUGUAGACGAUCUGACAUUUUGAGACAAGCCGAGAGUCAGGAGCGGGGACUUUGACUCUUCUCUUAGGAAGCACACACACACGCAAGGGCAAGGCUGCUGGCAGACUUUCCCAUCGUCCUUAUGUUGUCUGUGUUGUAUUUUUUUUUAUUGACCGUGGUGAUUUUUUAAAUCAUUAAUGUAUUGGAAUGAGCUGUAGCCCAUAUCUCGUGCUUAGUUUUUUUCUCCAUCUUCUCUUGGCUUCCUAGAGUUUGGACCUAUUCCAGGGCUAAGGGCUUUUACUCAAACCGCAGGAAAAGGCUUUAAGUAGCGUGUGCAUGUCAUGCAUGCAUAUAUGUAGUCUGGGGAGAAGGCAGAUAGGGUUCAGCCUGGGUCCUGAGCUCACCUGCGGCCCCUCUCUGUCAUCCUUAAAAGGAUGAGGGAGGAAAAGGAAUCUGGGACUGUUCCCAGGACGGUUUCCAAGGGGAUUACCCGUAGCAAGAGCGGGCCUGAGUUGUUUAGUUCUGGACUGUGUGACUUUUUAAGUGGCAGAGUUGGCCCCAAGAUCUACAUGUGUCCCCACUUUACUAGAAGAAAACCGCAACACAGCUGCGUUGUACCAUUUUUUGUGGCAUGAAUGUUCCCUCCUAGAUCAUCCUUUUAAGGAGCAUCAACUACUUCCCCAGAGGGUGGGAAAGCAAAACACGUACACAAGAGGCUGGGGCUCCGACGGCAGGCAGUGGGGAAAUGACAUGCAGGCAACUUUCCAGAAACACAGCUCGCCCAUCAACUCGCCGAUCGUGUAAACUGGAUUGAGAGACGCUCUCAGUGAUUCUGUAAUUGAUUUUUUUUAUGCUGAUGUACACUCUAGCAUUCUGGUGUUUUUAUAUUUAUGUAAUAAUUUCUUAAAACCAUUCAAGACAGAGAACUAUUUAAUUUUUUUGAAGAAAGUUGGAAAGGUCUCUCCUCCCCAGGACCGUGGCUGGGAAGAGUCAGGGGCCCAGCGGCUCAGCAUCCAGAAGCAGCCACCGCCCCCCCCCCCCCCGGGGGGCUGGCUAAGCAUGUGGCAGCAUGUACAAACAGGCAGCUCGGAGUCACCUGCAGGCUCUCCCCCCCAGGGAUGGAGCCUGAGCCCCCUCCCUCCCCUUCUUCACUCACCUCCCUGCUGCUGUUGCAACGAGGCUGUUCCGGACUCUCUCUGGUGAUGUGUAUUGGGGUGGGGGGAACAGAGUGUGGAGGAUGCUGAUGGCCUUCACUUCUCAGCCAGCCUGACCUUUGAAUACCUUUGUAAAAAGCAUGUAUGUAUUUAUAGUGUUUUAGAUUUUUCUAACUUUUGUAUCUUAAGAGCAGAGCACCUGUUUAAGCAUUGUACCCCUAUUGUUAAAGAUCUAUGUCCUCUCUUUCCCCUGUAAGUGCCCUUCUAAUAAACUUUUCAUUGGAAA
This is a messenger RNA of Mirounga angustirostris (Northern elephant seal), 5956 nucleotides long. It is a transcript of the gene SMAD3, whose product is annotated as SMAD family member 3. Lineage: Eukaryota; Metazoa; Chordata; Mammalia; Carnivora; Phocidae. The transcript has 9 exons. Gene Ontology annotation, cellular component: heteromeric SMAD protein complex. The coding region runs from base 567 to 1844 and encodes 425 amino acids. Gene Ontology annotation, biological process: transforming growth factor beta receptor signaling pathway; cell differentiation; anatomical structure morphogenesis. Gene Ontology annotation, molecular function: RNA polymerase II cis-regulatory region sequence-specific DNA binding; DNA-binding transcription factor activity, RNA polymerase II-specific; I-SMAD binding. The record is from RefSeq and is a predicted model, not a curated record.